CAACUACCGACAAAAAAGUCCGCCUCCUUCUUCUUCUGCUGCUGCGCCUGGCGGAUGAAAAAGACGCUACUGCUCAUUACCGCCACCUGCUGGGCUGAGCAGGAAACCUACUAUUCUUCAAACACGGUAACUUGAGUCUGUUUUGAACAAAUCUUGAGAAAAGUGUUUAAAGGGUUUUCAAUAGAUAAACUUUUUUUUAUUUCCACAUUAUAUUUAGUAAUUGAGGACACGAAUACAAAGUAUGAGAGAAAAAUCAGCUCAUGAAUUUUACAACAUUUUUAUUACCAGACAUUGUAGUUAUUGAUCAUGCAUGCACAGUGUCAUAGGAUAAUAAUAAUAAUAAUAAUAAUAAUAAUAGCAGUAAUAGUAAUAGUAGUAGUAGUAAAAUAGUAGUAGUAAUAAUAAUACAUUUAUACUUAUAGCAUUUUUAAAAACAAAAGUCUACAAAGUGCUUUGACAAACAGUUGCAAAGCAUCAGCACAUGAAAAUAAAAACAAAUAAAAAAGAAAAGCUCAGUUAAAAACAAGGACUCUGAAUGGAAGGCCAAAUUCAUUUGUCAUAAGAAACCCAAACAAUACAAGAACCCUACAACAUAAAAUGAGACCAUGAGGACCAACGUACAAACAUACAAUAGGUAAGAAAAAGAAAUGUAAUUAAAAAAAAGGGGGGGGGGGGGGGGGGGUAGAAAGCAGGAAACGGGAUAGUUAAUAUAAAAAGAAGAUAUUAGCAAUGAUAACAAAAUCAUAAUGAAAUAAUAAUGAUGGUAAUAUCAAUGAUAAAGUGCAAUAACAAAAAUGAGCAGGAAAAAACAAUAAAAUCAAUAAAAGGCCUAAAAAGUUAAAUAAGAAAAGAUUAUAAGUAAAACAAAGGCUAAAAGGACAGUAAGUCAAAAUAAGAAAGAGGUAAAAGAUAUAAAGGAUAAAAGAAAAAAGAAAAAAGAUAAAAGAUGGCAUCACAUAAAAGCAAUGACAUUGUUUAACUAUUUUUAAACAAUAAAUUUGCUGCAAAUUCUUUCUUUUUCUGAAAGGUAUUGGUGCUUGAAGUAUGCAAACCUUGGCCAUCUUUGUCAAAGAUUUUGUGUCCUACAGAGAUUUUAUUUUUUCUGAACUCUUUACAAACUGAAUGAGAAGAUUAUGAUAAGUUUUCAGGAUUUGUUUAUUUGUCAUGUGCAUGUUAACUAAGGUCAACAGUGCAAUGAAAUGCCCUGGAUGAGAGGACCACUUGACUCAAAGGAGUACAGAUAAAAACACACAAUAAGUACUGAGAGGAAUACAAUAAAAUAAAGAUGCAAAAAAAAUAUUACAGACGAAUAAAAGUGUAAGAGAAAUAUUUACAAAGUGCAAUAUUUACAAAGGUGCUGAUUCUGAAUGUAUGAAAUGGAGGAUAAGUCAGUGGGAUAAAUGAGGUAUGAAAAUUGCCAUAUUGCACAUGAUAAUGGUGUACGAAUUGCUGUAUUGCACAUGGUAUUGCAUAUCACAGAUAGUUGCAAAUUACUACGACAUUUCUUUCCUAUUCUUACAAUUCUAGGGUUGUUUUAUAAUUGUACCUUAAGAUCUUCAUGACUUGAGCCUGAACUUAACCUAGACUGAGUAAAAGCACAAUUAAAUCUGCAGUUGAGGAAAAGGCUGAAGAAAUCUCCCUGCUCCUCUAAGUCACCGUGCUUCAAAGACUAAAACUCUUGGCUGACUUCCACUGUGUCAGCAAAGCGUUCUGUCUCUCCUCAUCAGACCACAGCUCAGAUAAUAAAACCUGUGUUGUUAGUGAGCAGGCAUGGCAACAACUUUGCGAGCUAACCUGUGUGUCACAGCAGGUUUAAAUAAAGUGCACCAAGCAGGUUUCAUUUCAUGUCUUCACUGCUUGACAUUAAAUGUUUAGGUUCAAAAGGUUGUGUUUGAUUAAAACUGACAUAAACCUAAACCCUGGAGUGCAUUUCUGCUGCUCUGUAGCAGCAAGUUAAAGAGUUCAACACUGGAGGUCAGCAGAAACAAAACUUUUACAUGGUGUUAAGUGACUUUUGAAAUAGAGAGACUGGGUGGAUUUUAUGAACAUGUGCACAAAGCAGAACCAAAGAACAGCUCAAACGUAGUUUAACUUUGCAUUUCAGUGCACAAAGAAUUAGAUUUUCUUUAUUCUAAACUGGAAACAGACCUCACUUGAGGUAAAUUGUAAAAGUUUAUAGGCAAACCUAUCAACUGGCCUGCUGGCAAUAGUCGGGCCAGUGAGAACACUGUGAAAUUGAGGUCCAGGUUUCUGACAGGACAAAGAAGUGUAAGUAGUGGACACAGGCCCUUAUGGAUGACAGUUUAAAACAUGAUAGAAGUGCGCUCUGUGGUCCAAUAUGUAUGAAUCCAUUAAUAAAGAUGUGGGAGUAGAAGUAAUUUCAAUAAUUUCAAAUCUUUUUACAAGGUAAAACCAUCUAACAUCACUUAUCAAAGCUUUUCUUUACGUUCACGAGUUUUGUUUUCACAGUACAAACAAACUUUUCCUCUUGGUAUCAUUAAUGUUGUAUGCAUGAUGUAGGCCACACUCAUCCUGAUGAAGCAUGUGACUUAGACUCUGGGUGCAGGGUUACAUGCUGCUUGAGUUUCAUGAAAGUAGAGACCUUGUCUGUCGGCACUCAUUGUUGCUGAACGGACUCUGGUGGGAUCACAAACAGCUAAUAAAUGUACGGAAACAACAAGGCAGUUCAAGGAGGUGUGAUGCAGGUAUGGUGUCAGUUAUAACCAGCUUGUACAUAUUUGUCCAAAUUUGAUGGACUUUAUCUUUGAUUAUUUAUUCAUUGUGUUUUUUCUGUCUCAUUUCCAGUGGUCUCUGUGCAGGCUGCGUACCCACCAGUGGUGCUUCCUCCUCUUCAAUGUCCUCCUCUUCCAUGCCUUGUUGUUUGGCGCAGACUUUGUGGAGGAGUACCUCCUGCAGCCCACACCCGGGGUCUACACCGAUGGCAUAGUUGUUGACAUACGAGAGAAAGCUAGGAAACUAGACCUGAGUAACGCCAGGGAGAAUGUGUCCCAGAACUACCCUAUCGCUAACCCUGACGCCUGCAGGAACUCAGAUCUCUUCCUCGUUGUUAUAGUCUUCAGUUCGACGGCGAAUAGCACGCAGCGAGAUGCAGUGAGGCGAACCUGGGCCAACCAAACAAAUGUCCAAGGCUUCCCUGUACGGAUACUCUUCUUCUUGGGAUCAACGCAAACAUUCGCCGCACAGGACGCCCUUAUGACAGAGUCUGACUACUAUGGUGACAUAGUGCAAAGUCAUGCUGUUGAAGACUCAUCCAUUCGCAGCCCAAGAGAAAAGACGGUUCUGGCUCUUCGUUGGGUGAUCGCUUUCUGUCCUGUCGCACGAUUUGUUCUCCUGACCAAAGAUUCUGCUUUCGUCAACCUCCCUGCCAUUGGGGGAUACCUUCUUGGGCUCCACAGGCACCCUGAGGAUCUCUAUCUUGGGAGAGUAAUCCAAAGAGAGUCUCCUGACAGGGACCCUAACAGUAUUGGGUACCUACCCCCAGGUCUCUACCCUGAAAAGUACCUCCCUGAAUACUGUGACGGCACGGCGUACAUUGUCUCCCAGGAUGUGGUGCGAAAAGUGUACAUAGCAUCGAGAGUAGUCCGUGCGCCUGUACCAGCAGAUGUUUUUGUGGGUCUUUGUGCCAAGAAAGCUGGAGUUGCACCCACCCACAGCGCAAGGUUUUCUGGGGAGAAACAUAUUCGCUACAAUGCCUGCUGCUACCACUACCUGUUCAGCUCGGCUGGGAUGGCAGGCAAAGAACUUGAGAGGGUGUGGGUAGACCUUGGACAGAAGGGUAGGAGAUGCUCCCUGUUGAAGACCUACUAUGGUCUAGUGAGCUGCAAGGCCUUAACAUACCUGGAUAAACUGUCCUUUUUUAACUCAAGCUAA
Xyrichtys novacula (pearly razorfish) is the source of this 3891-nucleotide messenger RNA. The record is from the annotation of a GenBank genome assembly. Lineage: Eukaryota; Metazoa; Chordata; Actinopteri; Labriformes; Labridae.